ACCCACCAUGAUGAACUGUACUCUCUGAGAGCUGAGAUAAACCCUUCAAUUUGCCUUUGCAGAUACUUUGUAGCAACAAGACCAGUAGCUAAGGUGACAACAGCAUGGCUGUGUCCCAGACUUUCCCACUGGGGCCUACCCAUGAGCCUGCAAGUGCUCUGAUGGAGCCUCUGCCUUGCACUCGAAGCUUUGCUGAGGGCUUCCUGGAGGAAGAGCUUCGGCUCAAUGCUGAGCUGAGCCAGCUACAGUUUCCAGAGCCUGUGGGUGUCAUCUACAACCCGGUGGAAUAUGCUUGGGAACCACACCGUAACUAUGUGACUCGCUACUGCCAAGGCCCCAAGGAAGUGCUGUUCCUGGGCAUGAACCCAGGACCUUUUGGCAUGGCCCAAACUGGGGUACCUUUUGGGGAAGUGAAUGUGGUCCGGGACUGGUUGGGCAUUGGAGGCCCUGUGCUGACCCCUCCCCAUGAGCACCCUAAGCGACCAGUGUUGGGACUGGAGUGCCCACAGUCAGAGGUGAGCGGAGCCAGAUUCUGGGGCUUUUUCCGGACCCUCUGCGGACAGCCUCAAGUCUUCUUCCGGCACUGCUUUGUCCACAAUCUGUGUCCUCUACUCUUCUUGGCUCCCAGUGGACGAAACCUUACCCCAGCUGAGCUGCCCGCCAAGCAGCGGGAGCAGCUCCUGUCGAUCUGCGACGCUGCCCUCUGCCGGCAGGUGCAGCUGCUAGGGGUGCGGUUGGUAGUGGGGGUGGGGCGGCUGGCAGAGCAGCGAGCUCGAAGAGCUCUAGCAGGGCUGACCCCGGAGGUGCAGGUGGAGGGGCUCCUGCAUCCAUCUCCUCGAAGCGCACAGGCCAACAAAGGCUGGGAGGCGGCAGCCAGGGAAAGGCUCCAGGAGUUGGGGCUGCUGCCUCUGCUAACGGAUGAGGGUUCAGCCAGGCCUGUACCAUAGAGACCCCAGUCACUGAUGCACAGGUCUUGCUGGGCUCCAUGUUGCAUUCAGCCUACUGAGCUGUCCUCUAAUGGCUCAGGGUGGGCAGCUCUCCUGCUGUCUUCCCCUUCCCUUAAGCCUGCACCCUUUUGUCUCCAGUGUCUGCACAGCAUCAGCAGAGGGGUCGAGCCUGUGCACUCUACCUACCACGUCCUUGCCUUGUGUGCAGCGAGUCCUAAGUCGUGAUGUCUGAAGUUGUAUUCACAGUUUUGGAGGAAAGAUUGUUUUCGUUUCAAUCUUUCCUGUUUUGCUUUUUAUUGGCAUUACGUUUGGCAUUACAUCGUGUACACUAGGAAAGUUCUCUAAUGCCGCUCUACCUCAGCCUUUUUUGACACUAAUUGUACAUAUUAGUGGGGUUUAGUAUUAUGUUUCAACACAGGCAUUCAGUGUACACUGAUGGGGUCCAGCCUCCUUUGUCAGUCCUCUCCACACUUCUUUCCCAGGCAGUGGGCAAUCCUUCCAGGAUCCCUACUCACCCUUACAGAACAUCUGGCUCCUAUCCUUCCAGGGACUAGGACAGACAUGUUGAGAAUGAACUUCUUAGCCAGCAGUCCUGGAACACUCCUGUAAUCCCAGCACUCAGAGGCAGGAAAAUCAGGAGUUCAAGGCCAUCUUCAGCUACAUACUGAGUUCAAGGCCAGUCUGGAACACAUUAGUCUCUGUCUCAAAAAUAAAGUAAAUAAGUAAAAAAGUGAACUUAUUCAGGGAGACCACAGCUGAAUUGGGGGGAGACUUCUGUGUGGGAGACUAGGAAAGAUCUAGAUUUUCAUCCCUCCUCUUUUUUCCCUCCCU
Messenger RNA from Arvicanthis niloticus (Nile rat), 1778 nucleotides. RefSeq names its product single-strand-selective monofunctional uracil-DNA glycosylase 1 (gene Smug1). Gene Ontology annotation, biological process: base-excision repair. Gene Ontology annotation, molecular function: single-strand selective uracil DNA N-glycosylase activity; oxidized pyrimidine nucleobase lesion DNA N-glycosylase activity. Lineage: Eukaryota; Metazoa; Chordata; Mammalia; Rodentia; Muridae. The record is from RefSeq and is a predicted model, not a curated record.